Messenger RNA from Diprion similis, 1093 nucleotides. RefSeq lists its product as uncharacterized. The record is from RefSeq and is a predicted model, not a curated record. The coding region runs from base 314 to 955 and encodes 213 amino acids. The transcript has 2 exons. Lineage: Eukaryota; Metazoa; Arthropoda; Insecta; Hymenoptera; Diprionidae.
CCGUAUAGUAUUGAAAAAACGAAAUUGCUCAAGGCUCUUCGAUAUCUGUAUACGUGUAAUAGACCAUAACGCAACAGACGGCAGGAACGGAUAUUGCGGUGAGUUAAUCCCGUUAAAUUUAUCUCUAAGCGGUGGAUAUGGGGGCACCCCUAUAACAUCGCAUCGGUCAGUGCCGAUAAGAGUCUAUAAAGCGGACGGGUUCGACUCGCUUCGGGUUAGACUUACGGCAAGUAUACGUCCAGGAAAAGCAUCGACGGAAGUUUAUUGGCAAUCGUUAAUUGCCGAAGAUCACGGAAGGAAGUAAACUCCAGCCAUGCUGUCUAUCCUGUCGCUGUUCUUACUGCUAAUUCUCUCGAGCGCGAAAGUCGAUUCCAAGCCCAUCGACGGCACCUCGGAAACGGGCGUAGGGAACGAAAUAGACACGGGAUUGCAGGGGGAUUAUAAGAGGGAAGCCGAGGUUGGAGAAGUUCCCGGACCCUCUGCGAGGACGUCGAACGAGCAGUUAACAUCCAGCGCGAAGAGGGUUUCGCCUCCGACGUCAUCGUCCUUGUCGGAAAAGGAAAAGUCGACUAGCACGCGAAAUGCCACGGAUGAUAAUGGCGCGCAUCGACAGCAAGGACUUUCCUGGAUCCUCGCACCCUUUGCGCAGAAGGUCCAAUUCUCCCCCCAAACCUUCUUCCAGGACAGGAUUGGACAGCUCAAGGAGAACUUGAACCACCUCGGCUCGAUCGUUCCCAACGAACGAAGCAACGGCAGCAAACAACUCGCUAAUGGGCCCCUCGCCAAUCUGAUUGGGUUAAACGACUCCGGAUUUUACACGAACAGGUUUGAUCCUGCCGGGUUCUUCGGCGGUAACGGAUGGUUCGCAAAUAAAGGAGGCAUCCUUGGUGGUCCUGGAGCCUUUGUUUCGACUGGUAGUUUUCUUACGGACUAUCCGACUGCUUAUAGAAAAUAACACCGCGCUGUGCAACGAAAAUCAUUCUUCAACUUGACCUGACAAAGUGGAAACUUUUUUAUAAGUCUUUCGGCAUGUUAUGUGACCGAGGAAAGCUUACCGUUCCCAGAAGAAUGUGUUGAGUUCAGUUUAUAUGCU